AUGAUACAAUUAGUCAUACCUGAAGUGUGCGUGCCUGACCUGGACCUGGACCUGGGACCCAACAGUAUAAUAUGUCAUUCGUCGCUGCACAAUAUAUACUUCACACAUUCCGUGAAGAUGUCCCAUACUGUGGUGCGAGGGAAGCCGACAGCCUCACAGUUGUACCUGGACGGAGUACUAGAUGAAGUGCUGCUCGAGAAAGGAAUCAAACCUGACAAUGCGCAAAGAGCAACGGUAACGCUCUCACAGCUAAUGUUUCACUGUCUGAAGAGAAACCUGGACGCUACUUUCUUGACUAAUGGAGCUACGGGUGAAAUUAUUACCAAUGAACAACUUCUCAGGCAUGCUGUCUCACUCGCACGCGCACUUAUCGCCGAUGGUGCUAUUGGAAAACGCGUGAUGCUACUCAUGAGGAACCAUCAUCGUAUGACAUAUGUGUACUUUGCUGCAAUGUUCUCCGGGAUCGAGUUCUUCUGCGCGGACCCUAACACAACAGCUUAUGAGUUAACCAACGUCUUGAAACUCAUAGAACCAUCAUACAUAUUCUACGAUCGUCAAUAUGACACGAUUCUACAUGAAGCACUCAAAAAUGCGAAUCUUAAAAAACCUUCCCUAUUUAUCGUUGACGAGCCUCAACAUCUCAUUACAUUUAUUGGCGACAACAGUGGCGAUAUAGAAAGCUAUCGGGUACCAAACGCUUCACCAGCUGACACAGUAAUGUUAUUACCCACAAGUGGUUCUACCGGGCUACCUAAAGCUGCUGCUCUGUCACAUGUUGGAAUGAUAGCACAAUUGCCUACUAUUUGGAACUACCACACCAAGUUUCCAACACCAACCAACUUAGCGAUGAUCCUCACCAGCAUCCAAUGGGCAACCUUCACGAUGACAUUGACAACGUGCGUGGUCUAUCACGUCCCUGUGUUGAUAUCGCCUAGGAUCAAUACGGUGGAAAGCGUGACCAAGUUGUUGGAGACGUACAGGCCUACUUGGACGUUCCUCACUCCAGCUUUUGCUAGCUCCCUAGCUCCAGUAAUUAGACCUGAUCAAUUGAAAUCUCUUGAGAUAUUGAUCCUACUUGGAGCACCAGCCUCACCUAAACUUAUCAAUCUUCUUCAGGAAAAGUUACCAAAGACAGCUCAAUUAUGUAAUGGUUACGGAUGUACAGAGUCCCAAGGGUUCAUUGCGCUACCAGACAAAGAUACCCCUACAGGAGUCAAUGGAUGGGUCAUCAACUGUUUGCACUACAAGAUCGUCGACGAAAAUGAAAAAACACUCGGGCCAAAUCAAUCUGGAGAACUAUAUGUGAAAGGAACAUGUAUUAUUGAGAAAUAUCAUAAGAACGAUAGCUGUUACAAGGAGUCAUUCACGUCAGACGGCUGGUAUAAAACCGGUGACAGAUUCUACGUGGACGAGAACGAGAGAAUUACCUUCGUUGUGAGGAUCAAGUUCAGUUUCAAAUUCAGAGGAUGUCAGGUGUCACCCGAAGAAGUAGAAGGUGUAAUAUUCUCGGUACCAGGAGUUCUCGAGAGCCUAGUUUGCGCGACAGACAACGGACCAGCGGCUGCUGUUGUGAAAAGACCCGAUGCAAAAGUCACUAAAGAACAAAUUCACAAGAUCGUCAAUGGGUUACUGAGUGAUCACAAGCGUCUCCACGGCGGGAUCGUCUUCGUACCUUCCCUACCUCACACGCAUACCGGCAAGGUCGACAGAAGAGAAGGAAGUAAAUUGAUCUUGGAGGCUGUUAGUAAUGGUCAAUGUUGA
Arctia plantaginis is the source of this 1761-nucleotide messenger RNA. The record is from the annotation of a GenBank genome assembly. Lineage: Eukaryota; Metazoa; Arthropoda; Insecta; Lepidoptera; Erebidae.